Messenger RNA from Cydia pomonella (codling moth), 3126 nucleotides. Its product is annotated as zinc finger protein OZF-like. Lineage: Eukaryota; Metazoa; Arthropoda; Insecta; Lepidoptera; Tortricidae. The transcript is spliced from 7 exons. Gene Ontology annotation, molecular function: zinc ion binding. The coding region runs from base 373 to 1611 and encodes 412 amino acids. The record is from RefSeq and is a predicted model, not a curated record. Gene Ontology annotation, cellular component: nucleus.
CACUGACAUUCAGCAGGGACAUAUGACACCAUCAUGACACUGACAGUUUUAUGUUGAACAUGAAUCCGUUUCGUUCUAUCAGCCUGCAAGCAGAGUACGCAACUUUCGUAAGUUGCGCAAGUUUAAAUUGUCGAGGCACUUACGAAGUAACUAAUGAAUUAUCUGUGUGAGGCACUCGCGAAGUUUAAAUAUUUCACAGAGCUUGCAAGGAAUCUCAUUCUAUUUUCAUAUAGGUUCCCAUAGAAAAAUUUAAUUACACACAUUUUUGUAGUGACAAAGUUGUUUGAUCGACUAUAAGUGGUUUUCCUGUUUCACUUAGCAGCAAUUUAUUAGUGUCCAGUUUUAAACGUGACCCAACAGCUCUUUAUAAUAAUGAAUAUGAAUAUAUGCCGAACCUGCCUCAAAACCCCAGCUGACACACAUCUCUCAGAGCUGGAAAAGUGCUUAAAUGAGGACAACAAAAACUACCUCGAUGUCAUGCUGUUUUGCUUGGAUAUCAAGGUUACAGAAGACUCUAAAACAACAACGAAACUGUGUAACAACUGUUACAGAAAAAUCAUAUCGUUUUAUAAAUUUAAGGUAUUAUCUUUGAAAAAUGAUGCAUAUUUAAAAUCUUUGGAUUCGGGAGUACAGCUACCAGACCAAAAACUGACUGUGUACGUAGACGAAAACGGAAUAAAGCAUGAGAAUUACUUGGAUUCUGAUGAUUUUGGGCCCAGUGUGCUUGAAGAUUGCAACACAGAAAUUAAGGUAGAAGGAAAUGUUAAGGUUGAAGACAAAGUAGAUGUGAAAAUAGAAUCUGAUAAUGAAGAUACACAUAAUGUUGAGUCAGAUGAAGAGCCACUAAGUGUAGUACAAAAAGUGAAGAAGAAGUAUGAAGAUAUUAGGGAACAAACCAAAGUUAAGGCACCAAAACGAAAAAAAUUUAGCCAUCCAAAGAAAACCUUAAAAAAAUCAACAGAGAAACAUGAAGCGCAAAUAUGUGAAGAGUGUGGCAAGACUUUCCGUAACCUGAAGGAGCACCUGCUGCAGCACCAGCCAGAGACAAAGCGUCGUAAGGUGCAGUGCCAAGCUUGUCCCAAGCUGUUCCUGAACAAGGGGGAUAGGCAUAGGCAUUACAAGACCGUACAUUUGGGAUUAAAGAAAAAAUGUAGUAUUUGCAAUAAAGAGGUGACCCGCCUGUCAGUGCACAUGGCGCGCCACAACCCCGCCACGCUGCGGUUCCCGUGCGUGGAGUGCGAGCGCCGCUUCGUGUCGCAAACCGAGCUGGACGCCCACGUGAUCUCGCACACGAACAACUAUGAGUAUGCGCACGAGUGUCAUAUAUGCCAGAAGAAGUUCAGCAGGAAACCUUUUGUCGCGAGACAUAUUCGGCAGGUCCAUGAAAAAGAAAGAAAACAUCAAUGUAAAUUAUGUCCUAAAGCUUUCUUUACCAACAGUGCACUUCAAGAACAUUUAGGCACCCACUCAAAGAAGCGGCUGUACGAAUGCAACGAAUGCGGCUUAGCCCUCAAGACGAAGGAAACGCUGAGAGCGCACCUCACCGUGCACAGCGGCGUCAACAACUACCAGUGCGAGCUGUGCGACAAAAGCUUCAGGACUACCGGGUAAACUAAUAGACCACGGGCCAGAAGCAUAUCUCGUCAUGUCAUAUGUCAUCGAUACUUCGUCAGACGAUAGUUUAGAUGAUGUUUUAAAUAAAAAAAAACCGUCACAGACAAAUUAUUAUUUUUUACGUGUUUCGGUGGCCGCCAUUCCUAAACCCACCAACGGAGCGGCAGCUGACGUCCACGAGGGUUCACCAUAUAGCCGUUAACUACUAUACGAGUUUUCGCCCGGGAGGCGAUUGGUCAUGGAAAUCUGUUCCUGGCUCGCGGUCUAAACCGCCAUUUUGAACUUAUUACUUAAUGGACAGAUUGUGUUUUAAGUCUCGCUACUAGAUUACAAACUGAAAUUUCAUAUACUAAAGAAAGAGACACAGCCCUCCAGUAGCGGAGGCUGGAUCCGAACCGGCGUCGACAGCUAUUAGACGCCUCAUCUUUCUAAGAUUGUAUACUUAUGCUCUAUAAAUUGGGACGGGUACCGCCUUGACGGGGUAGCCUAGAGUUCCGGGCGUUAGCGGCGUAAACUGAAGACAGUGAAGACACCGGUUCGAAUCUCACUUUUUCUUGACGUUCAGUUUAUAGCCUAUGGACGCUUGUCCAACUUGGGGAGCACGAUUUUAUUAAAUUGUAGAAUCAAUUAUUAUUUUUAGGAAUUUGAAUGUCCACAUGGUGACCCACACGAAGGAGAAGCGUUACGAGUGCCGCUACUGCGGCGCGCGCUUCGGCCGCGCGCACCACCGCAGCCGCCACGAGUUUACUGCGCACCAGAAAAAAAAAAUUAAAACCGAAUGACAAGCCUGUGUAUAUAUAUAUGACUAAUUCCUUAAGUAUGAGAAAAGCUUUUGGGAAUCUGACGCAGGAUAUGAUGCUCAAAAUUCAGAAAACCUGAGUGUGGAAAGUGGAGUCAAAGAUAUUGAGAUGUUGGAGAAGGUGUAACGCAGUUUCACCAAGAUACCGAAGAAUCUCUAACACAUGCCCUGGACUUCCUGAAGCCCACAUCCUUGAAAGAGCGCAGAGAACGUGGAGACCUGAUUGAGACAUACCAAAUAGCCCAACACUAUGACCUCAAAGAUUUUCAUAAGAUGCUAGAGCGCAAUAUCAACAACCGUCUGAGAGGUCAUCAGUAUAAGCUGGUGUCUCGCAGGUCCUACAACAAUCCUCAUAGACACUUCUUUAGCAACAGAGUGGUCAAAGCUUGGAACAAACUCCCAGAGGAUAUAGUAUUGGCUCAAAGUUUCAUUGAGUUUAAGAAUAAAUUAGAUAAGCACAAUAUGAAUUCUACUCAACACUGAAAACUUUAUUGAUGACUGGAUACAGGCAUUAUCAAUUAUUAUUUGGUGUGGGCUGCAGUCUACAUUUAACAGAUUAUGAAGUGACAUUGGAUCCGUCUCGGUUGUGGUUUCUGGGUGGUCUUAUUAAAAUUAUUUAUUACAUUUGUUGUUAGCACGGCAGAUUAGAACUCCCAGAAAUGUUGCUUCUUCUUAGAGACUUGCGAGUUGUAAGAAUAAUUAAAAGACGAUGA